AACGCGGCGAACACCCUUCUGAACAACAAGGCGGUUAAUGGUUUAGUCUACCGUAGUACACCUAGUACUCAGUACCGUAGACUCGAAUCUACCGGUCAAACAAUCAGCGAGCUCUGUCGAGUCAAGCUAGCUAGCUUGGACGAAAUUUCUUACUUUACCUCAUUACUUUUUAAAGACUUGCUUUUAAUAGCACAACGAGCCAAGAUUUAUGCAGAGCACUUGAACUUGCCGUCGUCAACAGAGUUCCUCCAAAAAUAUUUUGCUAGUACGGUAGCACCUGGGCAAUGUGCCUAGAAGCGAUGCUGCACUCCAAUCAACCAUGUCCAUCAAGCCUCUGCCACCCGAGGUGGCUGCGCAAGUGAAGUCAUCCUCGGUCAUAACGUCCCUAAACGGCGUGGCACUGGGACUCCUCCGCAACUCUCUCGAUGCCAAUGCAACCAAGGUCAAUAUAUCGGUUGACUAUCGACUGGGGAAUUGUAUCGUUGAGGACAAUGGAUUUGGAGUCCCUGAAACCGAGUUCCGGGAUACUGGAGGGCUGGGAAAGCUUCACUUUACAUCCAAAUUUCCUCCUCAAGAUAAUCUUUACGGUCGGAAUGGCGCUUUUUUAUUCUCUGUCGCAUCUCUGUCUCUUCUUUCAGUGACGUCCCACCAUCAGAGACAAAACUCCCACGCCACCCUCGUUACUCACAAUUCGGAGCUUGUCUCACGCCACAUACCUGCUCUUCCGGAGCAGAGGAUCCUAGUUUUCCCCCAUGGCACCAGAGUUGCCGUUCGUGAUCUUUUUGGCUCAAUGCCUGUCCGUGUAAAGCAGCGAGCACUCGAGGCGGCCCGGACAGGCUCCGGUCGCGACUGGGGCCAGCUGGUCCGGAUGGUAGUUUCGUUGCUUCUUGGCUUCACAGGUAUCGCUGCUGUUACGCUACGAGACAUGCAAUCGACUCGAGUCUUGACUUUGAGGUCCGAUAGUAGCAGCCUGAUAUCCCGAACAUCUCGCAUACUCUCCAGAGCUGCACUCUGGGAUAACCCCGACGUUGCUGAGUGGGUGCCACUCAGUGCCUCUUCCGCGGGAAUUACGAUAGAUGGCUGCGUUUCGCUUGCUCCCGCACCUUCCAAGAAGAUGCAAUUCAUCACACUUGACAUGGAGCCCAUCUCUGAUGAUCUCAAGUCGAAUGUGCUCUUUGACGAGAUCAACAAGGUCUUUGCCAACUCCCAAUUUGGAUUUAUCGAAGAUUUGCACUUUGACACAUCAAUAUCGGCUGUGAAAUCCGAGGGCGCGAUUUCCAACGAGAGGAAUAGAGCCAAAAAGGGAAUCGACCGAUGGCCCGUUUUCUAUCUCAGGAUAUCACUGCAGGGAUGUAUUCCGAAUGCUGCCCUAGCCUCGAAAGAUGCAGUUCUAGACGGUGGCCAUGACGCCCUGCCUAAAAUUAUGGAUCUUCUCAAAGCAAUGUUCUAUGCCUUCCUCAAGAAACACAGCUUUUGUCCACAUAAAGUGGACAUUUCUGGCAGAACUUCUCGCAUAUCUCCAGUCAAACGCCCAUGCUUGACAGAGCACUCGCAUGGCCACACGACUCUAUCUUCCUCAAACAACCACCCUGCAACCACACAAGUAGGCGUGUCUGAGAAAACAAAUACAUAUCGCAUUCCACUUUCGAGAAAUGUGAUCUCCGGGUCGAACCCGCAAACCUCUGGUUCUACCGGCAGUUUGGCUUACUCACCAACUAGCGCAAUGCCAAAGUAUGUUGUAACUACUCGCCCACCAAAAGAUUCUAAUAUGCAUAGUGCAACAUUUCAAGGACCCGUUGUUGGAACAGAGGACAUCGCGGUGGACGACAAGAAGUUUGGUAGUGGCUCACCCAACAUGCCGUUAAAUAAACAUGGUGCCAGUCUAGAAAUUGCUCCGAGUCAGGCGCAAUCACAGACGUCGAAAAGUGGCGGUCAAUUACCCGAAGGUUACUUUCGCUGGGAGAACCCAGCAACCAAAGUCACUUCUCUCGUAGACUCAAAAACUGGGUUUAUCAUGCGAUCGGCAAAUGAGCGGCCAAGCAUAAACCGCACUAGGAAUACUCCUGCGAUGGGAAAUCAGGAAGCAAAGCAGAAAGAAGCAAGCCCUUGGCUCAAAAAUCUCCUCGCCUUGUGGGAAAACCCCGUUUUUGAGACAACUGAGGCUGCGAUACCUCGCCUGGCUGAUACAAACGCUGGGUUUGGAGAUGCAACGUCCAAGCAAAGUGGCUGCUCAUUAAGCCUUGGACGCCAAGGAGACAGAGAGUCUUUGGCUCUGGAGGGGCGUUUUUCCAAGUCAAGCCUACAGCAUUGUGAAGUUGUAUCGCAGGUUGACCAAAAGUUUAUUCUCGCCAAGCUGCCGAUCUUUCGAAAUUCUGUAUGCCCAGCUGGACAAACUGUCUUUGCGCAUAAUGAAAAAUUAAAAGAAGCUAUCCCGAGCUUGGCACUGGUUAUCAUCGACCAGCAUGCGGCAGACGAGAGGUGCCGUGUGGAAGCUUUGAUGGCCGGUUACUUCGAGAUAAACGAUUCUAAUGGCAACACCACGCCGAGUCCUGUAGCUGAGAUGCUCUCUGUCCCAGUCGUUAUUGAUUUGACCCGUCAGGAGUGUGAUUUAUUGGAGCACUAUAUAUCCCAUUUCCGACGAUGGGGCAUUUGGUACGAAAUGAUAUCCGUCACUCAGCCAGCCAUGGCGACAACAGAGGGGGGCAGAAGGGGUGCCAACCAGGAGCAGAAUCGUCUCAAGCGAGUCUGCGUUACAAGACUACCUCCAUCUAUCCUUGAAAGAUGUCGCUCAGAACCCAGUUUGCUGGUUGAGCUCCUGAGAAAGGAGGUUUGGAGACUAGAGGAAGAUGAGACGAUAUCUCGGGCAGCCUUGUCGAUAGCGGGGAGAGCUAGCCUGCGUGAGAGUUCCGACGAGGCAGAACACAGCUGGGUUCCCUGGUUUCAUGGGUGCCCGCCCGGAAUUCUGGAGCUUAUUAUUUCCAGAGCAUGCAGGAGUGCCAUAAUGUUUGGUGAUUCACUGUCAGUGGAGGACUGCCGAGCUCUACUUGAUCGUCUUGGAAAGUGUGCAUUUCCUUUCCAAUGUGCCCACGGCCGUCCAUCAAUGGUUCCUCUACUGGAGCUUGGUGAUCACCUGCCUGGUUGCGACAGCUCUGAGAUCUGGUGAUCCCAUUAUAAGAUAGGUACAGUGGAGGGGAUCAAAUGUCUUUUUUUCUCUGUGAGAACUGAUAAAUUUGUAUUUUGAUCACACUUUUAUUACAUGCGUGGAAAUGCCAGGUACCAAGGGGAAAUGACUGAGCUUAGGUACCUACCUACCUACCUUAGUUAGGUAGCCGAUUGCAGAACUGGCAGCCAGUGUCAGUCACCUUGUAGCUACCUACCUAGGUAGGUAAGGUAGGUAAGGUAUUCACCAAUAUUCUUCUCUCUCCUCGGGCUAAAAGAAAUAAGAUCAUUCCACAUAAAUGGGUAGGGAGUAGGUAGGUUGGUCGUCGCUGCUAAGGUACAUUGAGGCAGGUACCUAGGUAUAUAGGUAGGUAGGUGCCGUUAUACGAUAUACCUUGUCAUGAUACGGGUUAGGGUUGCCGUAGUUCGCACAGCCACAAGCAAGUGACGCUACCUAUCCCUGCUGUGGCAGAAGCUCGC
Molecule: messenger RNA, 3639 nt
Organism: Pyricularia oryzae 70-15
Lineage: Eukaryota; Fungi; Ascomycota; Sordariomycetes; Magnaporthales; Pyriculariaceae
Product: DNA mismatch repair protein
Exons: 3
Coding region: 320-3163 (947 amino acids)
Biological process (GO): mismatch repair
Cellular component (GO): mismatch repair complex
Molecular function (GO): ATP-dependent DNA damage sensor activity; ATP binding; ATP hydrolysis activity
Source: RefSeq, a predicted model, not a curated record